This is a messenger RNA of Panicum virgatum (switchgrass), 502 nucleotides long. Its product is annotated as zinc finger A20 and AN1 domain-containing stress-associated protein 7-like. Gene Ontology annotation, molecular function: zinc ion binding; DNA binding. The transcript has 2 exons. Lineage: Eukaryota; Viridiplantae; Streptophyta; Magnoliopsida; Poales; Poaceae. The record is from RefSeq and is a predicted model, not a curated record. Bases 50 to 502 code for a protein of 150 amino acids.
GCUCGCUCCUCGACCAACGACGUGUUCGACGACGCUCCGCACGGUGGCGAUGGCGGCGGAGAAGCGGAAGAGCGUCGACGUCGACGAGAUCGGCGCCGCCGCCGCCGCGGCCCCGUGCGCGACCGGGUGCGGAUUCUUCGGCGGCGCGGCGACCGGCGGCAUGUGCUCCAAGUGCUACCGCGAGUACGCCGACGCGGGCGGCGCCGCGGCGCCCUCCGACGAGACAAAGAAGAUGCAGGACGUUUGCAAGACGAGCGCCGUCGCGCCCGGAGCACCUCGCGGCGCGCCGCCUGAGAAGAAGGCCAUGAUCUACACCCGGCGCGCGGCGUGCCGCAAGAAGGUUGGCCUGCUGGGGUUCCGGUGCUGCUGCGGCGAGACCUUCUGCGGCGUGCACCGCUACGCAGAGAAGCACGCCUGCGGCUUCGACUACAAGCGCGCCGGCCGCGAGCAGAUCGCCAAGAACAACCCGGUCGUGGUCGCGGACAAGAUCGCCAAGAUCUGA